Suillus paluster is the source of this 399-nucleotide messenger RNA. RefSeq lists its product as uncharacterized. NCBI's taxonomy places the organism in Eukaryota, Fungi, Basidiomycota, Agaricomycetes, Boletales, Suillaceae. The transcript is spliced from 2 exons. Bases 1 to 399 code for a protein of 132 amino acids. The record is from RefSeq and is a predicted model, not a curated record.
AUGAGCCUCCAGACAUGCCCAGCAUGUGGCCGUAACAAUUUCACUGUCACUGGCCUUAGCCAGCAUCUUGCAAAGAGCCGUGACUCCCGAUGUCAAGCACUCUACAGGAAUUCACGCUCCCAAACAAACCCAAAUCCAGUCAAUGAAACCACCGAAAAUUUCGCACCUGAGUCAGGGCAUCCCAAGUUUGACUACUCUGCUUACUUUGAAGCUGAAGGUGACGCCUCUGAACACUCUCGCUCUCAAUGGACUGUGGAUAUCAUGCGUAGUAUCCACCUUAUUCCGAAGUUUGGAGACUUGGCUCCACGAGAAUGGACGAGCGAGACCGUUCUCGAGGACUGUAACAUGUUUUGGGUCAACUCAUACAUUGAUAGACAUACUUUCUCGAUAUUCAGUUAA